AUGGUGGCCCCGGCCUUGAACGGGGCAAAAUCGAUGGCCGGGCAACCAUCCAUAGGCUCCCAGCCUACUCGAUCUUCGAGCACCCACCCGUCGCAUUCACACAAUGUGCCCCUGAGCGCUCGCAGGUCGACACCGCUCGACUUGUCCACCGUUGAACGGCGCGGGCAAUUCAAUGGUCCCCGCGAGCCAUCCAAGCGCGUCCGGCCUCAUGGCAUCCCCGAGGCUCCGACUUUCCGCCCAACUGAGGAGGAAUUCAAGGAUCCGGUGGCAUACAUCCAAAAAAUUGCACCGGAGGGCAAGAAAUACGGAAUCUGCAGAAUUAUCCCGCCUGAAGGCUGGCAGCCAACGUUCGCGAUUGAUACAGAGCGAUUUCAUUUCAAAACCCGUCGACAAGAACUCAACUCGGUCGAAGGAGGUAACCGUGCCAACAUGAACUACAUCGAUGGGCUUGCCAUGUUUCAUAAGCAACACGGAACGAACUACAGUCGAUUACCUAGCGUAGACAAACGCCCUCUCGAUCUCUACAAGCUCAAAAAGGCUGUCGAGAUCAGAGGCGGUUUUGAGCAGGUUUGCAAGACUAAGAAGUGGGCCGAAAUUGGUCGUGAUCUCGGCUACAGCGGCAAGAUCAUGUCUUCGCUGUCGACCUCGCUCAAAAACUCCUACCAGCGUUACCUGCAGCCGUACGAGGAGUACCUGGCCCGGGCCAAGCCCGGAGUUCAACAGCAGCUUGAAAUGGAACACGGCGGCCCGUUUACUCCUUCGCCUCGUCCCUCACCUAUGGCCAAAAAGCCCACGGAGGAGAACGGAACCCCUUCGAAGAUCCUUGAUGAGACCCUGGCUAUCCGCAUGCCCCAGAACUCCAGCACCCCCAAUGAGCAGCCCUCGGAACCAACUCCACCCGUGGAACCCACCCCUCCUCCACGCCCAGCGCCGUCUGGUUUCACCCCAGUAAAUGCUGCAACUGGCUUUACCGCUGUGAAUCACUCUCCUGGCUUUGCGACAGUGAAUAAUGGCCCUGCGAUUAAGCGCGAGGGCGAGAACGGCGCUUCGACUCCGCAGAGUAUCGCUGAGCAGCAUCGGUCCACACCUGUGGCAAACGGCGAGGCUGGGAAUCCUUCCAAGCGCGCCAUCAGUCACGAUAGUGCCUCCCAGGCUGAAAAUGGCGAUGCUGAUGGCGGAAGUGGACGACGGAGUAAGCGUCUCAAGAAAGAUUCACUUCCCACCGUCGCGGGCUCGCACAUGUCCCUCCUUCGUCCUGCACCGCCCAAGGCCCGGAAGGACGGGAUCCAGAGAACCGGCGAGAAGUGCGAAUCAUGUGGAAAGUCAGAUGAUCCUGAUACAAUUCUUGUUUGCGAGAGCUGUGAGCUUGGUUAUCAUACUGCCUGCCUUGAUCCUUCCACUACCGCCGCUUCCGAAAAUGAUUGGCAUUGUCCAAAGUGCCUUGUUGGUACCGGCGAAUUUGGAUUCGAAGAUGGUGGCGUUUACUCGUUGAAGCAAUUCCAAGAGAAGGCCAAUGAAUUCAAGAAGCGUUACUUUGCUUCGAAAAUGCCUUUUGACCCUGUUCUUAACACGCAUCGCCGCGAGACCGAGGACGAUGUUGAAGCUGAAUUCUGGAAACUUGUGGUUGAUUUACAUGAAACUGUCGAAGUUGAGUACGGUGCGGACAUCCAUUCGACCACUCACGGCAGUGGAUUCCCCACUAUCGAGCGCAACCCGCUUGACCCAUAUUCGUCCGACCCUUGGAACUUGAAUGUGCUUCCUUUCUAUGGGGAUUCGCUCUUCCGUUAUAUCAAGUCUGAUAUCUCCGGUAUGACUGUGCCAUGGGUUUAUGUUGGAAUGUGCUUUUCGACUUUCUGUUGGCACAAUGAGGACCAUUAUGCAUACUCGGCCAAUUACCAACAUUUCGGCGCGACCAAGACCUGGUAUGGUAUUCCCGGUGCAGAUGCCGAGGCUUUCGAGUCGGCUAUGCGGGAGGCAGUUCCGGAGCUUUUCGAGGGGCAGCCAGAUCUUCUCUUCCAGCUGGUUACGCUAAUGCCGCCCGACAAGCUCCGCAAGGCUGGUGUUAAUGUCUAUGCUGUGGACCAGAGAGCUGGCCAGUUUGUUCUCACGUUCCCUCAGGCUUACCAUGCUGGCUUCAACCAUGGCUUCAACUUCAACGAGGCAGUCAACUUCGCACCCGCCGACUGGGAGCCUUGGGGUGCCGCGGGUGUGGAGCGUCUUCAGGCUUUCCGCCGACACCCAUGCUUCUCUCACGAUGAGCUGCUUUUUACAGCAGCUACCCGAGACACAUCUAUUGCGACCGCGAAGUGGCUCGCUCCUGCACUUGAGCGAACCACUAACCGAGAACUAGGCGAACGGGCAGCAUUCCUCUCUCGCCAUAAGGAAAUUGUGCCUCAUAAUUGCAGGAUUGGCGCCGAGUCUUCGGCGGGUGAUUGUCAACUUAAGUUUAUAGUGGAGGAGGAGGAUCUUCCCGAGGAUGACUAUCAGUGCCAACAGUGCAAGGCUUACGCUUACCUAACUCAGUUCCGCUGCCACAAGUCAGGCAAAACUCUCUGCUUGUCGCACGUGGAAGCCUAUGACUGCUGUGGUGACUCUCUUCCCCAGAAGUUAUUGGGACCGGAUCAUACUCUCCGCUACCGCGUGAGUGACGAAGAACUGAAAGCGGCUGUCCAAAAGGCUCAGGAGCGAGCUAGAGCCCCCGAAAUUUGGGGAGAAAAGCUCGACAAGACCCUAGAGGACGAACCGAAGCCCCAGUUAAAGGCUCUCCAUAACUUGCUCAGUGAAGGUGAGAAAAUCCCGUACCACCUGCCUGGCCUCCAAGACCUUGCGGCUUUCGUCCAGCGUUGCGAUAAAUGGGUUGAGGAAGCAAACAACUACAUUACCCGGAAGCAGCAGAAUCGGAGAAAAAACGAAAAGGCGUGGCGCAGAGCCAGUACCAAGGCUGCGCAGCUGGACGAUCGAGACCGUGAAGUCCGCAGAGUGGAUCACAUCUACGCCCUUCUGGCAGAGGCUGAUAAACUUUCCUUCGACUGUCCACAGAUGGCGGCUUUGGAAGAAAAGACCCGCGAGAUCGAGAAAUUCCGCCAGGACAUUAACGUUGCCCUGAUGAACCCCUCCGUACGAUCCGCCCAGGAGAUUGAGGAUCUUUUGGAAGCCGGCCGCAACUUCAACGUGGAAAUGCCGGAAGUUGAACACCUGGAGCAAAUCCACCGUCAAAAGAAGUGGACCGAAGAGGCCACUGGCAAGCGUGACAAGUACCUUUCCCUCAAGGAUUGCCAGGAAUUCGUUGCCGCGGGUGAGCAGCUUGGUAUUUCCGAUACCAACGAGCAUCUAGUCCAUUUCAAGGAACUCCGCCGUCAUGGUGAAGCCUGGGAAGCCAAGGCCCAAGAACUGAUGUCAGUGGAGGCCGUUCACUACCAGCAAUUGGAGGCGCUCUCCGCGCAAGCAUCCCGUUUCCCUGUUUCCCCAGACACUCUUUCCGCUGUUGAUGCUAUCUUGACCAAACAGCGAGAAGCACAGAAGCGGAUCCAGACCCUGUAUGAAAAGAGCAAAGACAAUGAUCUGAGAAACCGGCCCAGGUACAAGGACGUUCGUGAGCUCACGGAGUCUUUGGAGCAACUUAACAGCCGACCCAUCGGGGCCAUUGAUUUGGAACGCGAACAGAAACGGCACGAGGACUGGAUGCGAAAAGGCAAGAAGCUCUUCGGAAAGGCAAAUGCUCCCCUCCACAUCCUCAAAUCACACAUGGAGUAUGUCGAAAAGCGCAACUCGUACUGUUUCGAUCUUGAAGACAGUUAUCGACCCCCUGUGGAGCCUUCUUCGCGAGACAACAGUCCAGAAGGGCUACUUGAAAACGCCCCAAGUAAUGUGUGGGGCCCCAAGUCGCGGAAGCGAGAUGUGUUCUGCAUUUGCCGACACUCGGAGGCAGGCAUGAUGAUUGAAUGCGAAGUCUGUCAUGAGUGGUAUCAUGGUAAAUGUCUCAAGAUUGCACGAGGCAAAGUCAAGGAGUUCGACAAGUACACUUGCCCUAUCUGCGAUUGGCGACAGAAGAUCCCUCGCGAUGCAGCCCGUCCCAAGUUGGAGGAUCUCCAGGACUGGCACGCAGAGAUUCCCAACCUGCCUUUCCAGCCUGACGAGGAAGAGGUCCUGGACAGCAUUGUCAAUCAAGCUCUCGCCUUCCGUGAUUUCCUGCAGGGCUUCACCAACGCUGCCUGCACCACCACUGAGGAAGUACCUACUUUGAUCUUUUAUUUGCGGAAAAUCGAAGGUGCCGAGGUUCUCUUGACCUACGAGACGAAUUUCUUCCGACAGGAGAUUCACAAAUGGGCUCCUGUUGCGCCCGAACCCCCGCCGAUUCUGGAGCAGUCUUUGUCGACUCGGAAGCCACGCCCGACCAAGCAGCAAAAAAUCAUGGCUCAGCUUGGUGUGGAUCGUCUUGAAGACCUCCCAGAGCACCUGCGUACGAAGCAUAUGAUCUCUACCAAGCGCAAGUCGGUCGAUGCAACUCAAACAACUCCUCGUCCAUCUCUGCAGCCCGCGCCGCCGACCCCAGGCGACAGCCAGCCUCCCACCACUGGGCCUGCCCUGACUCCCAUGGCGGAACCUAGCGCUGCCCCAUAUCCCUUCUCCGCCAAUUACUCCUUACCAGCCAGCGACUCUACUCCGGCCUUUGCACCAACCUCGUCUGCUUUCCUGCCCCAUGCGGCGGCCGCACCAUCAUCUCCGACUUUUCUCCCACGCUCUCCGUCGCCUGCUGGGCAGGGCAUGGAAACCUCUCUCUUCAGUUCCCCGCGCUUUGGCGGCCGCGAGCCUCAGUUCGUCAGCAGCAGUCCGCGUCAGGAUCUGGACGACGUUUUCGCAGACCUUACCAACCAGGAGGACGCUGAGCCCGAUGCCGAGGCCAUGGAGAACCUUCAUGCCACCGAGGCUCUUGAAGCUCUGAAUGCGAGCAACGGCACUAGUCGCGCCGGCUCCGUUCAUGACGAGCCCGCUACUAGUGCUGACGUUCCACCUGCCACUGAACAGGCCGCGGCUAGGAAAGACAACCCGGAGCCAGAGCUCUGA
Penicillium cinerascens is the source of this 5064-nucleotide messenger RNA. RefSeq lists its product as uncharacterized. Gene Ontology annotation, biological process: chromatin remodeling. Gene Ontology annotation, molecular function: histone demethylase activity; DNA binding. The transcript has 5 exons. The coding region runs from base 1 to 5064 and encodes 1687 amino acids. The record is from RefSeq and is a predicted model, not a curated record. Gene Ontology annotation, cellular component: nucleus. Lineage: Eukaryota; Fungi; Ascomycota; Eurotiomycetes; Eurotiales; Aspergillaceae.